Nothobranchius furzeri (turquoise killifish) is the source of this 3100-nucleotide messenger RNA. The record is from RefSeq and is a predicted model, not a curated record. Lineage: Eukaryota; Metazoa; Chordata; Actinopteri; Cyprinodontiformes; Nothobranchiidae.
UUCAAGAAAAACUCUUAGAAGGUCAAACAAAAAUUAAGAAUGUGCGUGAAAAAAAAUUAAUUGCAAAAAAAAAAAAAUCGUUUCAAAAGUGAAACUUACUAUACGAAUCAACUUAUUAAAAUGAGUAAUAAAAGUAUUUGUAUUUAUUAUGUUUGACUCCACGUAUUUUUAUUUUCAUUUUCCUUUGUUUCAUUCUCACUGCUCAGAUUUUUGCUCUCGCUACCAGAUUUGCAGUUUCACUUCUCGGCUUUCUCCUUUGCGCUGCGUGAGGUUUUGAUUGCAAUUCUGGCCCAACCCUCUCGGGUGGGUGGGACAUAAGAGAAGUGCUCUCCCAUUGGACAGUGUGAUCCUGAAUGACAGUUUGUGACCCGGAACCAGAAGUGACGCUGUCCCGCGAUUUUACUUGUUCCUCACGGGUCUUAGCGCCACCCACGUUCAUAUUUCCCCUGUGUACUGUGGAUCAAAGUGAGUAUUGAUCGUUUAUUUGAUAUUUUCUUGGAAACCCUGAGUUAAAACCCUUAAGUAAAGCCAAGUCAGGCAUUAACCAGACGUUAGAUCGCUAGCUACCUAGCCAAAGUGCUAGCCAGUACCCGAAUGCUUUAGCAGGGCUUUGGUUGGUCACCUGCCAGUCUAAGCGAGGAACGGUAUCAUAACUAAACCAGCGCAUAUCACCCACCCCCACCCCUGCGUGUGCAGCCUACAUUAAUAAUCUUGUUGAUUAGCCAUAGGAAUCUGUGCAAAGUCAGAGAGUUUGUAGCUACUGGAGCUAACCUGUGUUUUAACUGAAGUCAUAUUUUUUUUCACUUUAGAGUAAUGCAACAGCAUGGCUUCCGAUAAAGAACCAAAUAAACAAGGCAGAAGGACUCAGCAAAGAUCUCCCCAAGUUGCUGAGGCGGCCACAGAGGCUGUCCAGAAUAUUCUGUCAGUUUUGAACCAGUCAUUGGGCAACAGCAGAACAGAUAACAGUCAGGGACAGAACUCAAGGCAGCCGCAGAGCAUGGAUGAAGAAAUGGCCAGGUCUUUUCCUGGACUGUUUAGGCGGGGGACAAAGCGAAAUUCACCAUGCAUGUACAGGCCAACAAAGAUUGCCAAACACUGGAGCUCAUUCAACUUUACAGUUUUUCUUCUGUGCAAAAAUUGUGACACAACUCCUUCACCUGUUCAAGACUUGCAGCACAUGCAGGCAGGUCUGGGAAAAAGAACUCUUUCAAUGCCAAAAGACUUUACUCAUGCAGAGGUCUCCAGCUUGUUUCAGAGUACAUAUCCAAAGAUGAAAACAAUCAGUGGUGGAUGGCUUUUGUACAAAGCAGCUGGAGGAAAUGGACGGCGCCAUUUAUCUGUUGUUCCUCCAGAAUCAGAGGGAUACACUGGAAGUACAAUAAGAAGUGCAUCUGCAGGGGGGAAAACCAUGCUGUACAUUGUUCCUUUACAGGAAGAAUUUGAUCUGACACCUCUACCUCACGAUGCACAAGAAUUUGGCCUCAUGCCAAAGGCUGAAUGCAAGACUUGCCUUAAAAUCAUGCCUUUGCAGCUUCUUGCCCUACAUGUAAAACAGUGCAGUGCCCCAGACACAGUUUCUGAUUCAGAACUAGAUUCGGAACCAGAGGUUGUUGAGAUACCCUGUCAUUAUGAAAAACCAAAAGAAGGAACAUGUCCUUUGUGCCAAGUGGUUUUCCCAACCAGGGAUUUGGAGAUACAUGCUAGUGUCUGUGGCGACGUUGGAAGUCACUUGGACAGUCCUGCCUCCUAUGACUCUGCCAGUCCAGUUGGGUUACAACUGCUUCAGAAUGAAGAAAUGUCCUGUGAAGAGGAUGUGCUACGAUGGCUGGCAGCUCAGGUUGAUGCGAGCAAAGAGUUCUGCCUUUGUGUGUCCAGAACUAAUCUCAUAGAGCGUGGACUAAUGCUUUGGCAGCGCCAGAAGCACAGUUCACCACAAAAUGUUUUGAAGGUAACUUUCAUGGGAGAGGCAGGGGUUGACACAGGUGCUCUGCGGAAAGAAUUUCUUACAGAAAUGAUUGCUGGUAUUGAAACCAGACUAUUUGAAGGUGAAGAUGGAAAAGGCAAAAUGCCCAAAUACUCCAUCAAUGACCUGGAUAACGGGCUGUUCCGUGCUGCUGGUGAAAUAUUUGCUGUGAGCUUAGCUCAAGGUGGCCCAGCACCAAAGAUCUUACAAGAAUGGUGCUAUGAUUUCCUUUUAACUGGAAAUCUGGAAACAGUUGAUGUGAAGGAUGUGCAUGACCAAGAGUUGUCUUCAUUAAUCCAGAUGGUUGAAGAAGUGGAGGAUUUAUCAUCUUGCACCGAGCAAAUCAUCAACUGUGGUUACACGGGACCAAUUAAUAAGGACAACAAAGACAAAAUAAAGAGGGCAAUUAUGCUGCACUCAGCUGCAAGACGAACUUUAAUGCUUCGCCAGCUCCGUGAGGGAUUACAGCUUUAUGGCCUGAUGGGAGUCAUGGAAAAAAACAGACAACUUUGCCGGGACUUGUUUGUUGCUGGGAACAGCGAUGAGGUUGACUCGUUUUACAUUGUGUCACAUCUGUGCCCAAAGAUGAGUGAAAAAGGAACACAAAGACAUGCAACAGAGAUACAAAUCCUUAAUAAUUUCCAAGACUUCCUGCAGGAGCUUGAAGAUGGUUCUGCAGAAGAUGGACUGUCAGUUCCAGACGUGAUGCAGUGGUUAACUGGCCAGGCGCACCGGCAUUUGCUACUCUCAGAGAGAGAAACUUUUAAGAUACAUGUCAAUUUUGACCACACAUGCAUGGAGCGAAUGCCACAGCACACCACCUGCUACCCAGUUGUUAGUGCGUGCACACAAACAAUAACAUUUCCAAGUGUGCAUUUCGUCAAUAAGAAUGACUUUAACGAAAAAAUGGAAACGGCAGUCAAGAGCGGUGCAGGCUUCCACUUGAUCUAACAUAAGAUUCCAUUACUACUGUUGUUACUCUACUUAUGUAGGUCUGUUUUCUCAUCCGUUAAUGUAAACCCAUCCACCGAAACAUUUUAUUUUAGAUUAACUGUGAAAAGAAUACCUUCGUUAUGUUUACAAUGUUGCAGUUUCAAAGUUGAAAUAAGAAAUAAAGGUUUACAUUUUUCAAUGGUA